ACCAGUAACCAACAUUAUAUUUUAUCGAGCGUCUUCUUCAAGAUCCUCAAUACUGAUCAUACUCAAAGUAAAGGGGGCUUUCAUAUAAUUAUAUGUAUGAAAUAGAAGAAAAAAUCAAAUAUGCUCUACUUUCUUUCAAAAAGUCUAGUAAAAUAGUCACAAAGUGUUACUGUAUUUUCUUGUUCUUUUUUUUUUUUUUAUAAAAAAGACAGUAUUCAUGCUCUUUCACUUAUUGACCCAAAGCAAUUUCAGUGAACUAGCAACAGAGUGCACUGGGGAUGCAGUUUUGUAUCCUCCUUAAUCCUUGAUCUGACUUGCAGGGCCCUCUGAAAUGGUCGGCCAUCUUUUCGUGCAGCUUCAACUUUUGACAGACACAUUGACCUUUAAGGGAUUAAGCCCACUGCGUAUUUGUUUACAAUGAUAGAGGAUAAAACUAAAUGAUUUUUUGAACCCACAGAUGUUUUAACCAAAGCUUUAUUCAAGCUGAAGCUCCUCUGCUGUGACCCUGGCAGACAGGAACAUAGGUUGCAUUGUAGCUGUGACUAAAAUAUGGCUCCAAAAAGCUGGUUAAAAACAAUGUAAAUUGCAUAAAGUGUUAGCAUUAUCCCAAACCUAAAGUAGAGCAAAUAGCUUAUGAUUUGUUAGCUGUUAAAAAACAUCUGCAGAUUUGUGUGCCAGUGGGCUGAGGGGAAACAAACAUGACAUUGUGCUGCUCUGAGGAUUACAUAAAAAAAUGCUGGUGAAGUUUAGAUGGAAAUAUGUAGUGUUCAGUCACAUGAUAUUACAAAUCACAUGAUACAAACAAAGACUAAUACAAAAGAGUUUUUAGAACAAAUCUUUUCUUGUUUUUUAAGUUGAGUUGCACAAACCCUAUAAAACGUUUUUAAAUUACCUUAUUCAAGUAAUCUAUUAGCAAAUUUUACUGUAAAUGGUAAAAGUGAUGCUUCUUGAUGAAUAUGGUAGAUCUGCAUCAUGCUGAUAAAUUACAAAACAUGUUGUAUGGGCUGUGUUCGGGGCGUUCAAAGGACCCUUUGAGUUUCUUGAAAUAAUUUUGUGUCACUAAAUAACAGUUUGUUUUGCUGUCCAGCAAUCGCAGUACCUUUAUAGUUUAAUAAUUUUGUUUGUUUGCAGCUCGAUCUCUUCUCUUCCACAAGGCUCUCCGCUAGAAUUUGGGUCAUAAUUCUCCAACUUAUGUCAGUUUGACUCAGGAUUAUUCACAAAUAUACCAAUAUCAGUUCAUGUGCAGAGUUUCAAACUUGACUCUUUUCAUAAAAUUUUACUAAGUCAAAGUGUUAUAUAUCUUAUAACAAACAAAACUUUGACUCCAUGAAAAAAGUCUGCCAAUAUAACAUGCCAUCUUCCUUUCUCUCUUUUUAGCUCAAAGUAACAACCAGCUGUAAGAAAUCCACAGUCUGUUGUGCUAAGAAAGAAAAUAUUGGAUGUAGCUUCCUCUCUGACACUGUCCUACUUUUUCAUUGAAAGACUUUUAACAGAAUACUUGCAUAUGCUUAUCUUUAUAUCUUAUAAUUAUCUUAUAAUUAUUGAUGGCCUUUCUGUAUUUGGAGAAAAUACUUUUUUUGGUGAGGACUGUGGUGGGAAAAAUUUAACAACACAUUAAUGCAUUUACUCAAAAAUCUUUUAUGAAUCCAUCACAUCAGUUUAAAGCUUAAUAUGCUCUGAUCUGACAUUCUUUUCCACACAUUUGUAAAUUUCAAGGGGUUAAUGAUUACCUUUUAUUGUUCCAUGAAAAACAUUUCCAUAAAUGUUGUUAUACAUAUUAUGCAUUUACACAUAUCUUAAAACUGUCAUAAGAAAGCCUUCAGAUCCCUUGGCAGGACCAAUACAUGUGUUUUAAAAACCUUUCAACAGCAGAGCCACCUUGUGGUAAAACAAAGCGAUGUUCGCUUACAUCUCCGCUGUCACAGUAAGGCUGAAAUGAACAGCCAACAAUUCAGUGGAGAGAAAAAAAACAUCCCAGUGGAUUAUGACCGUUUCGGAAGUGUUUUUUUUCACUGAUGAUAAAUAGGGACGUCUCCGCGCAGCCUAUCAGAUUCCGGGAUGCUAUACGCAUCAAAAUGAAACGAACGCCAGUUCUUCCUCUAAUCCCAGUCUAUCCUUUUUAUCUCGGGACUCACAGCAGUCAGAUCACUAUGGGACAGCAAAGCGGUGGAACAAAGCCAUGCAGGCGAUAGUCCUUUGCAUGAGAGAGAAAAAGUAAGUCUGUUUAAAUUUGAGUGAGGCGCAAAGUGGGCGCACAGGCACACUGCGUAUGCGUAAAAGUGGGCCAAGAUGUUCCGCAUCCUGCUCCUGGGGCUCUGCGUGGCCACGCUGGAGCUUCCCUCCCCAGUGAGCUCCUGCCCUUCACAGUGCAGCUGUUUUUACCAUAACCUGAGUGACGGAUCCAAGGCUAGAAGCGUGAUAUGCAAUGAUCCCGACAUAGCUCUCGUGCCAGCCGGGUUCCCUGUUGACACAUCCAAACUGCGGAUCGAGAAAACAGCCAUCCAGCAAAUCCCAAGCGAAGCCUUCAGCUACCUCUCAAGUCUGGAAUUCCUCUGGAUGUCUUUCAACACCCUGUCGGCUCUGAGCCCGGAAAGCUUUCGGGGACUGUUCAACCUGGAAGAGCUUCGUCUGGACGGGAAUGCCCUCACUGCCUUUCCCUGGGAGUCUCUCAUGGACAUGCCCAGCCUCAGACUUCUUGAUUUGCACAACAACCAGCUCACCUCGCUGCCCGCGGAAGCCACCACUUACAUCAAGAACCUCACCUACCUGGACCUGUCCAGCAACAGUUUGCUGACCUUGCCGAUCGAGGUGCUGACCAACUGGCUGGCUGCGAAGCCCGUGCAGGGCCCCGAGAGCUCCAAGAUGAUUCUUGGUCUCCAUGACAACCCCUGGGUGUGCGAUUGCCGACUCUAUGACCUGGUCCAGUUCCAGAAGUCCCCCACGCUUUCCGUGGCAUUUAUUGACACAAGACUCCGCUGUUCGGCACCAGAGAGCUUCUCAGGGGUCUUGUUCAGCGAUGCGGAGCUGCGUCAGUGUCAGCUCCCACGCAUCCACACAGCAGUGGCACGAGUCCGGAGUGCGGUUGGGAACAAUGUUCUCCUUCGGUGUGGGACCAUUGGAGUACCGGUGCCAGAUCUGACAUGGCGCAGGGCUGAUGGACAAAUGCUUAAUGGAACAGUACAACAAGAAACAUCUAAAGAAGGAAUCACCUGGUCCAUCCUCAGCGUCCCAGCUGUGUCCUACCGCGAUUCAGGAAAAUUCAUCUGCAAGGCAUCAAACUAUGCAGGGAAUGCAGAGGCUGUCAUUUCUCUGGUUGUCUCUAACCCACCAAGACCCGAAGGGAACCAGACAAACACCGACAAGAAGGUCAAAGUCAAGAAGCCAAACCCAGUGGGUAAAGCAGCCUACCAGGAGAAACUGGUGGCCAGAUACGUAGUUCCAACUUCCACCUCAUCAGCUUUGGCUGCUAUGGAUUCUGACAUGUUACCUGCUGACUCCGAACAGGUCAGCUACACCCUAACUGAUGGAGCCACCCAGGAUCCCUCCACCUCCCCCAACUCAGAUGCCCUACUGGAUCUGGAGAAGACAAAUCUCAGCAACCUGGCGGCAAACACUUCAUCCCUACAGCAGGACCCAGACAGGGUGGUCCGCUCUGUGAAGGUGGUGGGUGACACAGACAAUACAAUAUCUCUGAACUGGAGAGCACCUAAAGCAAAGAACACAACUGCCUUCAGUGUGCUGUAUGCUGUGUUUGGGGAGCGGGACAUGAGAAAGAUCAACGUUGGAGCGGGACAAACCCGUGUAACUAUAGACGGGUUGGUGCCCAGGACCAAGUACAUUGCCUGUGUAUGUGUGAAGGGACUGAUUCCCAAGAAAGAACAGUGUGUGAUAUUUUCCACUGAUGAAGCAGCUAGUGCAACUGGCACCCAGAAGCUGAUCAAUGUGAUUGUGAUCACUGUGGCCUGUAUCAUUGCAGUCCCCCUCACUGUCAUUGUGUGCUGUGGGGCGCUGAAGAGGCGCAUUAAAAAGUACUGGGGAAAGAAAUCCAAAGACAUUCAAGACUCAUAUGUGACUUUUGAAACACUGUCCCCUGGUACAAAGGCCAAAGGGCUUGAGGGUGAGUACUUAAACAGACUGAAUCAAGAGGAGUCUAACAGAUUGCUGUCAGCCCGCUCCAGCCUGGACUCCGAGUCAACAGCAAAGAUCGAGGGACAACCUAAUGAGUACUUCUGCUGACGUCAUGCUCCAGCUCUGGCUCCUGCUCCACGCCAUCUUCCGUGCAGUCACCCACAUCCGCAUCUGCAUAGCAAUCCGAAGCCCAAUGUCCAUCUGCACCAUUCUCAUCACCGCCCACACUUUCACCCUCAUCCAUAUCCCCAGCACAAUCCCUAUUCUCACCCCACACAACAUCCUGACGUCAGUCCUCCUCCCACACGCUCCCAUACACCCACACCAUGGGAUUCCCCUCCACCGGUUCCUCCUCGCUGGAUACUGCCACCGACUCCACCGCCACAGAGGCCCAACUUCUAUCAAAGGACUCUUGCACGUUGCACAAUAAUGGAAAUCUCAGUUUAGAAGAAAAAAAUUGGAACGUUCUGGAAAAGCCUGUCCUUCUUGCAGAUGCUCUGCUGUGCAUCCGAACAUCCAUUACUGGCAAGACUUGCUUUUACAUAUAGAAGAAUGUUUGCAUCACAAAGUCUAAGAAAAAAAAAUAACAUUUGAAGCUACUUGCACGACCCAGCGAAAAAAACCUUCUUAUUCUAACCUGAUUUAAAGGGAACACAAUGGUACACACUCCAUUGUACAUAAUAUAUGUAUGUGUAUGAUUUGUAAAUAUUGACUGAACCAUGUACACUUACAUAUACUGUUAAUUCUGUGCCUCUGUAUAUAUCUGUCAUUAGUUCAGAGAAGAUAUACACAUAGGCAUGGUUCAACACUGGUGAGUGGAGGGCAGCUGGAGCUGGAGAGAAGUACAGAAAGGAGUGAACUAUGACGCAAUGUAAAUAAGAUGGAAAUGAGAAGUUAAAUCAGUUUUAUUCCCCAGCAAUGAGAAAUGAAAGAAAAUCUAUGUAUCCAUUCAAUGCCAGCUAGAGGCAUCAUUACCCUCAUUUAAUGUAGAUCUUUUCAUUCCGAUCAUACCGCACAUUUAAAGAUGAUUAAAUAAACUUUUAUAUAUAUUUACCUGA
This is a messenger RNA of Xiphophorus couchianus (Monterrey platyfish), 5186 nucleotides long. It is a transcript of the gene lrit1a, whose product is annotated as leucine-rich repeat, immunoglobulin-like and transmembrane domains 1a. The record is from RefSeq and is a predicted model, not a curated record. Bases 2290 to 4236 code for a protein of 648 amino acids. Gene Ontology annotation, molecular function: protein binding. NCBI's taxonomy places the organism in Eukaryota, Metazoa, Chordata, Actinopteri, Cyprinodontiformes, Poeciliidae. The transcript has 4 exons. Gene Ontology annotation, cellular component: endoplasmic reticulum membrane.